AUGCGGAUGGUCAUGGAAUGGGCAGUUUUGGUUGCAGGGAUAUGGCGACUCGAAGACAUUUGCUCGGGACGCUGCGCCGAUGCCUUGCGGGAGCUGUCCACCCGGUCACAAAGCCAAGGCGCCUCCCGCACGACCUCGGAGCGCCAGUCGCCGGGGGGACCGCCGGUCUCCUUUGACGGGCUUGAGCCUGAGUCCCCGCCCCAGCUCAUGGACAAGGACCUGGCAUUGCAGGCGUGGUUGGCGGCCUUGACCAAGGAGGUACAACGCGUUGAUGCCAAUGUCAGACGUGGACUCCAGGAGCUGCAGUCACAGUUCCUGGACCUGAUGCAGCUCUCGCAGCAGGGCCCUGCGGGCGAAGCGGGCCGCGGAGCAAGCAAAAACCCAAAGGCCGAUGUCGAAGCUCUGGUCGUGGAUUGCAUCGAGGUCCACAUCAAGGGGGUCGAGGUGACAUCCGAGCCCCAACUUCCUCGGAAGCUGCUUGAGAAGCUCGUGGACCUUCCAUUCAUGUCUUCAUGCUCGAAGCUCAGCCUCUUGGAGGCCCUGUGGCCUUCAACGCGUCUCCUACCGGCCGAAGGUGCCCGAGCGGGCGCAGCCAUCCCAGUCGCUGCGCCCCUCGCCGUCGGCAAGCCCGCCACGAAGACCAACGAGCGCGCACCGCCCAAGCCUGACACGUCGGCGAGCAUGCUCGCACAGCUUGUGAAACCAGAGGAGGAGGAGGCCGAGGCCGAGGAGGGCCCGAUGUUGUUGCUCGCCGUUGCUUUGGGGGCGGAGCCCUCCAAGCCCUGCCUUUUCCGCGUUGGGCCAACAGAGCUUUUGGAAGAGGAAGCUGGAUGGAUGCCACACUUUCAGGAAGCUUACGGCCCAUGGUGCCCGCAGGAGGCCCAGAUCUCUGAGACUCGCUGGCUGCACGACCUCAUGCGCCUCCCGCUUGCGGGCGGCCGCUGCUUGCUGCCAGCCAUUGCGCAGCAGGGGGCGCCGAGAGAUGUCCGGAGCUUCUCCCAGCGCUUUACCGAAGCCUUGCCAGCAGGUGAUGCUGACGUGAGUACAGUGAACGAGCCUCUGAAUGCCAGCCAGCUUGUGUGUAGCUGGAUCCUGACGCAGCCCAUGCUCAACGGCUGCGAGGAACAGGCCCUGAAUCUGCCUCAAGUCUUCAACAACGUGGCGGGCUUGAUCUUGGGCCGGAGAAAUUCACGUCUUGGCAUGGAGUACUACGAUGGGAUGGGCUCCGACCUUGUCGAGAGCCAGAUCGGUGGACCCACGAGCGACGGCGUGCCGAUCGCGGAGCUGAACAAGAUAGUUUCAGACAUCAUCCCGGGCAUGAAGCAAACACGGCCCUCACAGUUCUUGGCAUGGUUCCACGACCAAAUGUCAAGCACAGGGUCCAAGUGGAACCUGGUGGCAUGGUACACCAAGAGCGCAGCCCCAAUAGACUUUGACUGCGUCCUGCAUGAUGAGGAUGGACAGGCAUGGCUACCGGGCUGCACAAGUGCUCCAUGCUUGCCAGAGGACAACAUCGACAAGGUGGCCCCCCCGCCCCCACCCCCAGAGGCGAGCCCACAUGUUCGCUUCGUUUGGGCUUUCGUUCGCCGGGUAGCCCGCUGCUUCUGUUGGCAUACGACCCGUGUUGUCAACGGCGAGACCGUGGUUCUGCCGAAGCCUGGCAUGCAGAUGCUCUGGGCUUUGCUCGACACUGCUGUUGAGAUGGUAGCGUCGGCGCGCACCCGCUCUUUCCCUGAGCGAAAGCGGCUGGCCCUGUGGGCCAGUGUUUGCUUUGCUGUGAGGCUGGCAGUGGCGUCGGGCAAGAUGGAAGAGCCCAGUUGGCUUUCGGACAGGUACAAGCUGUGGCGUUUGCCAGAGGACGGGGGGCUUGACAUCGAGGGUGCAGCAGCUCAAGUCCACAUGAUCCGUUUCGGACUAGAUGAAUGCUGGUCGACCGAUCGCGUGACGAAGCGGCUAAGAGCAAUUCAUGCCGAUGACCUGCCAUGGGAAAUCUCUGAAAAAGCCCACAAGGCUGCAAUCGAGAGUGCCGAAGGCGAAGCCUUGGAGGAAGACGCUGCAAAAUCUGUGGAGCAUGCCGAGGAGCAUGCCGCAAAUGCCGCAAAUGCCGCAGCCGUAGCUGCAGAUGUCUCAAGUGACCAAGACACCACCAAGGCAAUCCAAACCAUGCCACACUUGGAGGGUACCAUGGGCCAUUUGGUGCGCAAGGAGUUGGAGACAAGGGGGCGGCUGGUCGUUACCGGGGGCCUUGGGGCCGGAAAACACUCGAUCUCCCAGACCGUCAUGGCAGACCUGGUUGUGGGGCAGGUGUGGCACAAGAACAUCUUCCGCUUUCCCCUCCGCAUCUCCAUGGAAGAGCUGUCGCAGAAGCUCCAAGCAAGUGCCGCGGACCCUCUCCAGGAGCACUUUGCCUCCUGCAAGCAUCUCGCGGCCGCAUGCGCCUGGGAGCGCACCCGGACGCCGCCCUGGUCCGGUCGCUGGGCCCACCAAGUGGUGCGCGCCCAAGGUGCCCGCAAAGGAAGCCCGGGGCGCAUCUUCGUUGUCGGCGGGCACAGCACGGAGAGAAAUAAGCCCUUGCAGGACGCCUGGGUGUCGCAGGACAACGGCGAGACGUGGGAGGAGCUUCCCACGCCUCCUUGGCCGGCACGCAGCGGCCAUCAGGUCAUCUGCUGGGAGGACAAGCUGGUGCUCUUGGGAGGUGUGGGGGAUGAGGAGCGACGGCUCCGUGAUGCUUGGGAAUCUUCAGAUGGGGGAGAAACCUGGCAGGAGCUCCCAUGCCCCCGGUGGUCUGCUAGAUAUGGCCACCGGGCGGUUGUGGUGCCCAUGGUGGUCAAGGAGGUGGCCACACCACAUCUGGUCCUCAUGGGUGGCAACGGUGCUGGCAACAAAGCUUUGAGGGAUGUUUGGGCCUCAGAUUCUGGCGGCUUCUCCUGGGUCGAGCUCGAUCCGCUUCCCUGCUCCCCACGAUGGGGCUUCGGCCUCACACAGUUUCGCAACCAGAUCUGGAUUACGGGUGGCGCCGAUGAGCUGCAUCACCUGAAUGAUUGCUGGAUUAUGGCCCAUGAAGUCUGGCCCAGCAAAUCGGCUGGAGGUAACGCCACCGCCACCGCCGGUUCCGCCGAGUCGGCCGAGCGCGUUUGGAAGCACUUCCCCACCCCCUGGGCGCAGCGAUCGCUUCACCAGGUGGUCCUCUUCAGAGGGCAGCUGGCCAUCUUUGGCGGGGUGGAUGGUGCUGGAGAGGCCAGGGAUGCCGAUUCCGUCCUCUCGGAUGCCUGGCUCUCUGAGGACAACUUGGCAACGUACGCUCAGACCAUGUUUUCUGACCUUUUAAGGUUGCUCUUUGGGCCUAGCGAAUUUUGCGAAACAUCCAGCCUACAUCCCCGACGGUCAGACCUGGCGGCCGCUGCCGCGUUCCUCCUGGGCGCAUGUCGCCGACAGCUUCGGCCACCAGGUCGAGUGAUGGUCCUUGGUGGCCAUGGUGGCGGCCGACAUGUCUUCCGAUCCAGGCUGUUUGCCUUGGCGCUGGAAGGCAUUGACGAGAACCUCGACCAGGACGUGGUGGACUACUUGGACAGGCUGCUUGCGCACGAGCCGGGUCACAUGAUCUUGGGCGUGAGCUCCUUGCAAGCGGAUGCGGUAACCCUGGACAGGCUGCAGCCUGUGAGGCAGCUCAGUGUAAACAGCGCCCGGAUCUUGUACAAGGAGGUGGGCUUCUUGAUCGACACUUUCCCGAAGCCGGUGGUUCUGGCAGACGCCCUUGUUCCGGACUGCCCCAUCGUCGGCGCGUCAGACUCCUUCGCAAGGUUGUGUGGCUACUCCCGCGAUGAGAUUUUGGGGAAGAACUGUCGGUUCCUGUUGAAGGACGUGCCGGGCUGCUGCAUCUCCAGGUCGGGGCGCAAGAACCUACGAUCCAUGAUCCGGAUGUGCCGGCUCAUCGGUCUGUCAGCCAUGGGAAGCACCAGCUGUACGCAGACCAACCGCAAGCGCGAUGGCGAGACCUUUCUCAACAUGUUCGCGGUGGGCCUGGUCCUACUUGAUGAAUAUCCGUUUCUGGUCGGGGUGCAGUCUGAGAUGGGCACUGGAGACUCUGCAGCUCAUGUGAAGCAAGAUCAGCAUGCUCUCAUUGAGCAGAUUCGUGUGAUCUUGCAGCAGGGAUUGUCAGAGAAUGCAACCGCUGUCCUGGCAAAGGAGCAUUUUUUGCCUCCACGACCACGGAAUCUGGCCGGCUCACCUGCCUUCUCACCAACAGCCCUCACUGAAAGGGUGAUCUUGCUGAAUGACAGGCGGACCGUCAUGAGGCGAGAGCCUUGCGAGAUCCCCAAUGGCUGUGUGGUGAUCAGUGAGCAGCCCCUCCGACGCACUCGCCUUGGAAUUUUCUUCGCAGUUCGGAUGGAGGGGGUGCUGCGGGAAGGCUGGCACACCAGCUGGCCAAUGCUUGGCCUGACGCAGAUGCCACCUACCGAUAUGGUCAGGGACGGAUACCCCCUGCGCGCAGAGUGGUGCGCCAAAAGUAUCUGCAUUGGUGGCGAAUUCCAGGCCUUUGUGCGAGAGAAGGCUCAUCACUUCGAUGCACGUGGCGCCCCAAGCCCUGACGAGCUCCGGGUCUUCGAGGGGCCCAGGCCACGUUGGCAAAACCGGCCCACGACGCCGUGGGACCUCAGUGAAGGAGACGUGAUGGGCAUGCUCUACACGCCGAAUGGGGACAUCCACCUCAUGAUCAACUACCAGUCCGUCCUCAGCCUCUCCACGGGGAAGCCCCUGGAAGCCCGAGACUACUAUGCACUGGUGGAUUGCCGGGGACAGGCAUAUGAACUCAUGCUGCUGCCCUACGAAAUGCCGGUGGUGGGCUACAUGCAAGAGCUGGCGCUGCAGCCGCUGAUUAGCCACAAGGUCGUCGACCACGUGGCGCGCACGGCUGCCAGCCGCGCGGUGUCCUCCUGCACCUUUUCCGUCUCCAUUGCGGAUCCCUCCUUGCCGGAUAUGCCCCUCGUGGCAGUAUCUCGGGCGUUCGAGGUCAUGACCGGCUACACCUGCGAAGAGAUCGUCGGGCUGAACUGUCGCUUCCUGAACCACGACUGCGAGAUGGAAACCCGACAGCGCUACCAGCUGAGGAAGUCUUGUCAGACGGGAAAGCCCUUUACGGGCCUCCUGCAGAACCGGCGCAAGUCCGGCGAUCUCUUCGUGAACCUCCUGGACCUGCGAGGCAUGAAGGUUGCCAAGGAUGCUGAGACUGGAGAGGACAUCUGGUAUCUGGUUGGUAUCCAGUCCGAUGUGACAGACCUUGUGGAUUCCGACGGCCAAGCUGCCGUCCGAGAACGGCAUGCCUGCGAGCUUCAGAGCGUUGCGAACAACUUGCGGCAGGAGCUUCAUAGGGAGUUUGCUGAGCUUGCCUUGACCUCAAGGAACGCAGUCAUCCAAGAGGGCGAGGGUGAGACGCCGGAGUUUGGAAAGACUUGCGCAGGUGAGAAUACUGUGAACGUUCCUGCUGCUCCAGGCAUUGAGCGUGGUCCGAAGCCGAGCUUGGUUCCAAUGAUCGCCCUUCUCUCUGAGCCUGGUUGGGUGAAGCACGAUGCGGAGGAUGAUGACAGCGAGCCAGAGCAGGUAGACCGCCACGCAAAGAAGACCACGCAGCGUUUGAAGACUGCCUCCAGUCUCACCAGCUUUCAGGAUAGAGUGAUGUCUGUACCCGUCGUUUUCCGCCGGCAGUGGUCACUUGCGCCCAUUGCUGGUGCCUUUCUUCUGGGCAUAGGUAGCGCCUUCAUCUGUCAGCUACUCUUUCGUCAGCGCAAGUAG
This is a messenger RNA of Symbiodinium natans, 5790 nucleotides long. The record is from the annotation of a GenBank genome assembly. Lineage: Eukaryota; Dinophyceae; Suessiales; Symbiodiniaceae.